GAUCAUCUGAUAAUGCUUUGACCACACUAAGGACCUGUCUUUGUCCCUCCUCUUAAUAUAUUUGGAGCUCAAACUAAAUAUUGCUGCCCGGGGGCCUCCUUCCAGCCUUGCAUUUCAGCUCAUCAUCUUCAGCUGCCUUGGUCAUGGCUCUACUAUUCUCCUUGAUCCUUGCCAUUUGCACCAGACCUGCAUUCCUAGCGUCUCCAUCUGGAGUGCGGUUGGUGGGGGGCCUCCACCGCUGUGAAGGGCGGGUGGAGGUGAAACAGAAUGGCCAGUGGGGCACCGUGUGUGAUGAUGGCUGGGACAUUAAGGAUGUGGCUGUAGUAUGCCGGGAGCUGGGCUGUGGAGCUGCCAACGGAACCCCCAGUGGUAUUUUAUAUGAGCCACCAGCAGAAAACGAGCAAAAGGUCUUCAUCCAAGAGGUCGGUUGCACAGGAACAGAAGAUACACUGGCUCAAUGUGAGCAAGAAGAAGCUUACAAUUGUUUACAUAAUGAAGAUGCUGGGGCAUUGUGUGAGAACCCAGAGAGCCCUUUCUCCCCAGUCCCAGAGAAUGUCAGGCUGGCUGAUGGCCCUGGGCAUUGCAAGGGACGCGUGGAAGUGAAGUACCAGAACCAGUGGUAUAGUGUGUGCCAGACAGCCUGGAGCCUCCGGGCCGCAAAGGUGGUGUGCCGGCAGCUGGGAUGUGGGAGGGCUGUACUGACUCAAAAACGCUGCAACAAGCCUGCCCAGGGCCAAAGAUCCAUGUGGCUGAGCCAGAUGUCAUGCUCAGGACGAGAAGCAACCCUUCAGGAUUGCCCUUCUGGGUCUUGGGGGAAGAGCACCUGCAUCCAUGAUGAAGACACGUGGGUCGAAUGUGAAGAUCCCUUUGACUUGAGACUAGUAGGAGGAGACAAGCUCUGCUCUGGGCGACUGGAGGUGCUGCACAAGGGUGUAUGGGGCUCUGUCUGUGAUGAUAAUUGGGGAGAAAAGGAGGACCAGGUGGUAUGCAAGCAACUGGGCUGUGGAAAGUCCCUCUCUCCGUCCUUCAAAGACCGGAAAAGCUAUGGCCCUGGGGUUGGCCGCAUCUGGCUGGAUGAUGUUCAUUGCUCGGGAGAGGAGCAGUCCCUGGAGCAGUGCCAGCACAGAUUUUGGGGAUAUCACGACUGCACCCACCAGGAAGAUGUGGCUGUCAUCUGCUCAGGAUAGUAUCCUGGUGUUCUUGAUGCUUGACCUGGCCCCACUAGCCCUACCUGCCCUCUGCUUGUUCUCCUGAGCCCUGAUUAUCCUUGUACUCAUUCUGGGGUUCAGGCUUGAGCCACUACUCCCUCAUCCCCUCAGGAGUCUGAAUACUGGGCUUAUGCCUUGCUCUCAGGGACAAGCAGCUCCCAUUGCUGCCUGUAGAUGUGAGCUGUUGAGUUCCCUCUUGCUGGGGAAGAUGAGCUUCCACGUGUCCUGCGCUCACCUCUGACCACUUGACGUUGGUUCUGGCCUUUCAUGCCUCUUCCCAAGCUUCCUGGAAUCAUCAGACCUGCCACUUUGACCGAAUGUGCAGACCAUUUUUAAGGCAAGAUCUAUGUCUGCAAACAACAUUAAAGGAAUGAAACAAUGAAAGGAACAUUUGAAGGAAAAUGUGGGUAGACAUUUUCUUGAAACUUGGGGAAAAGCUUAGAAUUCUUGUGAUUGAACUACUUUUUGUCUCCUCAAGCUUCAGGUGAUCAUAAUAGUAACACCCUACUAUUCUGUUAUUUCUUAGUGUAAGUAGACAAUUCUUUCAGGAGCAGAGCAGUGUCCUAUAAUCCUAGACCUUUUCAUGACAUUUAAAAAACGAUGUUUCAUCCUCUGAUUUCCCCAGUAAAAAUCUUUGUUGUCCAUCCCUGUACAACCUGCCAACAUGGUUGACGUUUAACGAGAGGGAUGUCAAAGAUACAUUUUACUUUAUUCAAAGAAAAAUAAUUGGUUACUGGUAAAAGGUCAAGAAAGAGGCAGAAAGAGGUCAGGGAGGGAUAAAGUUGUGUCUUAUGCCAAGCGAAAGUGAAUUAACUGAGUCUUUGGGGCCUGUAAGCUUGAGGCAAGGCAGAAAUAAGAGAAUCAAGACUUGAUUGUAAAAAUUGACAACUUUAGACUCUGAGGCUAGACUGAGUACUUAUUAUAUGGCUACAUUUACACAUUUACACUUAUAUAAUAAAUCAGAUUUCACAGUCUCAACAGUUGCUUCUCUGUGUGAUAUGCUCUUUCUGCACACGGAGAAGCAGCUGUGUCAGAUUCUCCAUGGCAGUCUCCCAUACAGGGUUAAGUAGAAGAGAACUUUCCAGCAAAUACAACUAUAUGUGUAAAAAGCUGUCCUCUGGGUGUGGAACAGUCUCCCGGUCUAUUUCUGCUCCAGCCUGUGUUCCCAAAGUCAAUUCUGCUGCCCCUGCACUUCAGGCUAACACAUGUCUGAUAAGCCAACUCUGAUGCCGUGCCUGUAUCCGACAUUUUUUUGCUUUUUCUUCUAACCAGUGCGUUUAUGUUUCUAACCCAGAAUCACACUGGUCUCUGGCUCCUUACUCAAUUAAUUCUGUCAAAACAGCUCAACAGUCAAGGAAAGACAGAGAGUGGGAGGAGGGGUGCAGUGGGACGGGAGGCGAAUGGGAGGGAGAGAGCCCAACACUUGGCUGGGAGUCCGGAGGCAAAACUGUGAUUCCCUAAGUCACUACCUGUCCUAGAGGAUUCAUUCUUAAGGCACUAGAUUUUAACGAAGGAUGAAAAACACUGACGAGAGAAUGAAUCUCUGACAUUGUGAAGCUGAAAUGGUGGAAUAACUGGGUUCUCUGAAAAAAGAGUCCCUAAGGAAAUGCAUGGAACUGAUACUAUUUGCUGACAGACUUGUCCACUCAUUAGGUUCAGGGCAUGCUUGUCAUGUUUACCCUCAUUAUGCAGAUAUGAAAUGUGAGACAGAUUGCUUACAGAAAGAGCUAGACUCUUGAAUACUGGCUAUGGGAUCCCAUGACUGCUAAUGACACUGGAGUGUGUUUCUGCAUCCUAACCCGCGGUUCCAUUGUAGUUCAAUUUGUUUAAUAAAUAUUUAAAAACUAGCAGAGAAAAAUAGGUAGAGAAACCUAGCUUCAGAGAAGGGAAGAAAAUGCUUUAGCACAUGGAUCAGAGAAUCAGAGGAAGCCCUUCCACAGAGAUACAUGAGUAAGAAUGAAACAGAUGCUCAGAGGGGAACAUAGAUGAAACACACAGAAAACCCAGAAAGUAUUUUUGGUUUCUCAUUCUUGUCUCUUCCUGGGGUCAAAUGGCAUUCCUGGCCUUGAGUUCUGCGACAAACUUCUGUAUUGUACAUAAUAAUUUUUUUUGAAGUUUUUGAUUGACUUAUGUUGGUUUUUGUACUUCCAACCAAAAGAACCCCAGAUAACAUAUUUAUUUUAAAUUCAUAAAAUGAUAAUUCAUUAAUUUUUUGUAAGGGUGAGUAGCUAAACCCAGUUAUUACUAAUGAAUACACUCUCAUUGCAUUUGUAAAAUCAUGUUUAUGGAUCUGAAAAGAUAAGGACCAGGGGCUAUAAACACAGGCCUAUUUCUAUUUCUAUUACUCCAAGAUAUUACUUUUGUGUGGACCUGGUUGUAUAAAUGCCCAAUAAUUCUUUUACAAAGGUGACAUUUAAAGCUCAUGGCCUCCACAUUAAAACACAGAUCAAUUAAAGGUCUAGUGAAGGUGGUUUAUAGAAGAUAGGCAAAUCAGAACUGACAGCGAGUCAUGCUUCCUGUUUCCUCUGUUGGAAAAGCCCUCUUCAACUUUGUUACCUGAUGAACUUUCAAUUAUUCUCAAUGUCUCAUUUCUCUGUUAAAAUGUAAUUUAAAUCAGGUUAUAAUCCUGCUAAAGGGCCUUUGAGAGCUUCUUAUUGCACACGAGUUAAAUGUAAGCUUCUUACUUUGACUUAAAUGCCUGUGCAUGAUCUGGUCCCUGCCUACUCCUUCAACCUCAUCUCAUGUUACUGUUGUCCUCUAACAACACAUUCCCUCCACAUGGGCUUUCUCUCCUUUCCUCUAACACAUCAGAUUUACUAAAUUGUGGUAAGUCUUCCAGAGGAGCAGAUUUUUUGGAGAGGAGCUAUCAGAAGCUCUGUUUAGACAUGUUAAGUCUAAUACCUAUUAGAUCUCCAUGUGGAGAUAAAAGUUUAGAGGAGUGGUCUGGGCUUGGAUACAUAACCUGGGAAACCAUUGCGCAUGCAUAGUAUUCAAAGCCAUUAGACUAAAGGAUUUCAGUCCCAAGAAAAUGAGUGAGACAGAAAAAGAGAGGAGAUCCAAGAACAGAGCCUCAGAGAACCAACAUUUAAUCCAACUUUAGCUUGGAUUCCCUUGAAACAAGGAUUUAGGUGCAGAUUUUUUAUUAGGUCAUAAUUUCAGGAAACACUUAUGAGAGACUGAGGAAGGUUAGUAGGAAAGAAAUAAAAUUCAAUAAAGCGAGCAUUAAUAAGUUGGUUACUGCUAGGGGCAACCGAGUCUCCAUCUCACUGGGGGUCUUCUGAGGCACUGUGUAAAAAUUAUUUCAAAAUAUUCUCAUCAAGGAAUGAGUAAGCUGAAGUAUUUAUCUACCAAAUCUCAUAUCCCAUUGAUUGAGAGUUGCUCCUGUUGGUGUUAAACCUUGUGUAUGGGCUGAGUGAACUCCUGAGUAACAGUGAAAAUUACAGGUAGAAAAGCUAAGACACAUGGACACUUGAGUGGGGAAGCUGUCAGCAUGCAUAAGACCUGUCCAUCACAGGUGUAGAAGACAGUGAAGUAGGAGUAAGCAUGAGACUGGUAUAUUUAAACCAAAUGAAGAAAGUGUUUCAAGAAGGAGAUAUGUAUCGACUGCGUUGUUGGACCAAGUAAGAUGAAUUGACUAUUAGGUUUUGCACCAUGGAGUCUACAUUUUCUAGAUGCACCCUAGAGGUACUCCCCUCUGAGGUCCCACUGUCUUCCUAGGGCAUUGCAAGGAAGUGAGACUUCAGUUGUUGCUCCACAUAGAACCCAGAACCACUCAAUCACUCCUCCUCCACUUACUCUUCAUUUCUUCCCUUCCUCCAUCAAAGGUUAAUUUGAGUUAUACUGGGAAAUGGUUGAAGCAGAAGCCAAAUAUAAACCUUCUUCUGGGUUCUAGAAAAAAAUGGAACAUGAGGAAGAGCUAAUAAAGUUGCAAUGAUAAUAAACUAGAAGGGAUAAUAGCACUUUUAACUACUCUACUAUGGGAAUUUGCAACUAAGUUAUGAUUGCCUCUGGACCCCACCUUAUGCUGCCUAUCCAGAUACCUCUGGUUGGGCCCUGUCUUGGUUAUUUUUCUCCUCCUUAAUACUUUCCCUGAAACUACCUGUGAUGAAUACUUUCCCUGAAACUACCUGUAUGUUCAUUUCAUGGAGUCAUGGGGUGUCCAUAUAUUUGGUUAAACAUUAUUUUUAGGUGUGUCUGUGAAGAUGUUUCCAGAUGAGUUAGCAUUUGUAUCAGUAGACUGAGUAAAGCAUGUUGCAUUUCCCAGUGUAGGUCAGCAUCAUUUAAUCUGUUGAGUGCCUGAAUAGAAGAAAAACACAGAAAAAGGGAGCAUUUACUGUCUGCACGACUGCAUGAGAUGAACAUUGAUCUUCUUCUGCCCUUGGACUGGAACUUAUACUUGGUGCCCCUGAUUCUCAGGCCUUCACAGUUGGAUCAGAACUUACAACAUCAAGUCUAGUUCUCGGGCCGUCAGACGUAGUCUGGAACUACACCACCACCUUUCUUGUGUCUCCACAUUGCACACAGCAGAUUCCCAGCCUCCAUAAUUGUGUGUACCAAUGUUAAAUAAAUUGUAACACACACACACACACACACCCCAUUUGUUCUGUUUCUGUGAAGAACUCUGACAAAAUACAGAUUUUGGUACUGAAAGAGAUUCUAGAGGAACAGAAUUUUAAGGAUAAAUUUUCUGAAUUGGUUAUGGGGUUUCUAAAAUUGGCUCUAUGAUCUGAUUAGAUAUAAAAAUCCUGGUAACUUUAUUUACAAUAAUAAAGAUAGCACUGUUUGUUCA
Messenger RNA from Rhinopithecus roxellana (golden snub-nosed monkey), 5997 nucleotides. RefSeq names its product CD5 molecule like (gene CD5L). Gene Ontology annotation, cellular component: membrane. The transcript has 6 exons. Bases 144 to 1187 code for a protein of 347 amino acids. NCBI's taxonomy places the organism in Eukaryota, Metazoa, Chordata, Mammalia, Primates, Cercopithecidae. The record is from RefSeq and is a predicted model, not a curated record.